Messenger RNA from Zingiber officinale, 3025 nucleotides. RefSeq names its product leucine-rich repeat receptor protein kinase HPCA1-like. The transcript is spliced from 19 exons. The record is from RefSeq and is a predicted model, not a curated record. Gene Ontology annotation, biological process: protein phosphorylation. Gene Ontology annotation, molecular function: ATP binding; protein binding; protein kinase activity. NCBI's taxonomy places the organism in Eukaryota, Viridiplantae, Streptophyta, Magnoliopsida, Zingiberales, Zingiberaceae. Bases 200 to 2866 code for a protein of 888 amino acids.
CUUCAGGAUUCACCAUUGGACAAGUUUUCUGUCUCCAUGCUUCUUCGAGCCCCUAAAAUCUUUCUUCACCUCAUGCUCAAGAAGUACUGCCGGCUCUAGAGAGGCUUGAGAGAUCUUAACGGGCUUAUGUUUUGUGAUUGCUUGCAGAAUCUAAAAAGGAAAGAAGUAAACAAAAACUUGGUCUCUCUUUGUUGCAGUCAUGGCUUGUACAAAAUUCUUGCUUCUGCUGUUCAUGUGGCUGCUUGAUCAGCAACUUGGCUUUUGUAGCACGGAUCCACAGGAUGUCUAUGCUCUCAGAUCUCUUUCUGGUGAAUGGAAAAAUGGACCUUCGAGUUGGAGGCACUCAGAUGAUCCGUGUGGUAAUUGGGAUGGAGUCAAUUGUAGCAACUCAAUAAGGGUCACAGAGCUGAAGCUAUUCAACAUGGGCAUUAAGGGUACACUAAGCAAUGCUAUAGGAGAUCUUACUGAAUUGCAGCUCAUAGACUUUUCCAAUAACAAGUAUCUCAACGGCCAACUUCCACCUAGUAUUGGAAAUUUGAAGAAGCUCAAGACUCUGAUACUGAUUGGUUGCAAGUUCAGUGGUGCUAUUCCUGUUGAACUAGGCAAUCUAUCCCAGCUCCAGACCUUAUCAUUAAAUGCAAACCAUUUUACUGGUAGAAUACCUGCAUCCCUGGGUAGGCUCGCCGACCUCGUAUGGCUAGACCUGGCAAACAAUCAAUUAAAUGGAAGCAUCCCGAUUUCAGCAACUGAAGGUUCAGGUUUAGAUCAGCUGGCUCACGCUCAGCACUUCCACUUGAACAAGAAUCAUCUCUCAGGUCCAAUUCCACUGAGCCUUUUCAGCUCUAGCAUGAAUGUUAAACAUAUACUGCUUGACAGCAAUAAUCUUUCUGGGGUUAUUCCAGAAUCAAUUGGACUUCUUCAGAAACUCGAAGUUUUACGGCUAGACCGCAAUAAUUUGAUUGGACCAGUUCCUCAAAGUAUCAGCAAUCUGACAAGACUCAAAGUGCUAAACUUUGCAAACAACGAGCUAACAGGAAUGAUACCAAAUAUGACCGGAAUGCAUGCCCUCUACAAUCUGGACUUGAGCAACAACUCAUUUGAUCCUUCAGAGGCUCCAUCUUGGUUCUCAUCUGGACUUCAAAAUCUCACAACUCUAACUAUCGAGGCGGGAAAACUUCAUGGGGAAGUGCCGGAAAAGCUGUUUAGCUUCCCGAACCUGCAGGAAGUGAAGUUGAGUAGGAACUCAUUUAGUGGCGCCCUCAAUAUGGGAACCAACAUCAGCAAGCAAUUGAAGGUGGUAAAUUUUCAAAACAAUUUACUUACCUCAGUUAUGGUCUCUUCCAACUACAAUGACAAACUAAUACUUGUGGGGAAUCCGGUUUGCAGUAACAUGCACAUAUACCAAACAGAAUACUGCCAAGUUCCAGGACAAGGUUUCACAAUCAAAUUGUCUGACAGUAUCAUCUGUUCGAAUCCUUACGAAGCAACAUCAAUGUUCCGGGCGCCUUACUUCAGUUAUCUAAAUGAUUCAAUAUAUUACCCACAAUUGAGGGAAAACAUUUCAAAUAAACUUGGAGUAGCUCAACGAUUCUCGAUCGACAAUUACUCCUUUGAUAGUGAUGAGUACUUGCAAGUGCACAUGAAGUUUUGCCCUUCAGUUUCAGGUUCAGGUUCAAAGUGCUUCACAAGUAAAGAAAUAUUGAUGAAUCUGGAUCUGAACAGCAAAAUUGAUAGCCUCCCAGAUGUGUUUGGACCAUUUUACUUCAUGAUGUCUGAAUAUCAGUGCCAAGAAAGGGGGAGCAAAAUUUUGAUAAUUGGACUAGUGAUCAGUUUUUCUGCUGCAUCUUUAGCUGUUAUCUGUAUCGGAAGCUACGCGAUACGGAAAAAGAAGCAAGCUGAAAGGGCUAUCAGUAAAAGUGAUCCUUUUGCCUCAUGGGGAUCAAAUGGUGAAGAUAUUGGCGCUGCGCCAAACCAACAAUCAGUGAGGUUCUUUUUGUACAAUGAGCUCAGGAAAUGCACUAAGAAUUUCUCCAACUCCCAAGUAAUUGGAACAGGAGGCUACGGCAAGGUCUAUAAAGGAAUUCUCCCAGAUGGACAAAUAGUGGCCAUCAAGAGGUUGCAGAAGGACUCCUUGCAAGGUGGACUCGAGUUCAAGACAGAAAUCGAGUCGCUUUCGAGAGUUCACCAUAAGAAUCUCAUACAGCUCUGUGGCUUUUGCUAUGAAAAGGAGGAAAGGAUACUUGUAUAUGAAUACAUCUCCAAUGGAACCUUGAGCGAGAACCUGUCAGGAUCAAAAUCUACACAAUUGGACUGGAAAAGGAGAAUACAGAUCGCAUGGGACUCAGCCACUGGCUUAGCGUAUCUUCAUGAGCAUGCUAAUCCACCAUUAAUCCACAGGGAUAUCAAGUCGACCAAUAUCCUUCUGGAUGAUAACUGGAAUGCAAAAGUAGCAGAUUUCGGUCUUUCCAAGUUAGUGAAAGAAGUUGAAACAGGCAAUGCCUCUUCUUUUGUCAAGGGAACAUGGGGCUAUCUUGACCCUGAGUAUUUCAGGACCAACCAGUUGACUGCGAAAAGUGAUGUUUUCAGUUUUGGCGUCGUGAUGCUGGAGCUUGUGACGGCCAGGAGCCCCUUAAAGGGAGGUGAGCACAUUGUUGGCGUGGUGGAGAAGGCAGUGAACAGAUAUGAUAGGGAAUUCUAUGGACUGAAGCAUGUAAUGGACGAGGUUCUAGUGGAGGAAGGAAAUCUAAUUGGUUUCAAGCAUUUUGUGGACUUGGCACUGGUAUGCACACAAAUGUCAGCUGAAGAACGUCCAGCUAUGAGUGAAGUUGCAAUGGAGAUCAGUAUGAUUAUGAAAAAUCUAGACUGAGCAAGAAACUCCAAGAAAUCCAAAGGAUGCUUCCAUCUGUUAAACUUUAAUUUGUAUGAUAACAAGCGAUUUGUUGAUGAAUUGUCAAUACGAAUGCGAGAAGAUUCUUGUGAACUCUGACACUUGGCUUUUGACUAAAGAACAAUAAAUUUUUGUCCA